AGAGCCUGGGCCGUGGCUCCGAGCAGCGGCGGCGCCACUCCGAACUCGGCUCCGCGCGCGGGGCCCGGCGGCGGGCGCGGCGGAGGAUCGCCGGGCGGGCGGCUGCCUGGGCCCACCGAGCCAUGGCGGCUCCCGAGCCUGCGCCCAGGCGGGGCCGGGAGCGGGAGCGGGAGGAGGAGAGCGAGGACGAGAGCGACAUCCUGGAAGAAAGCCCGUGCGGCCGCUGGCAGAAGCGGCGCGAGCAGGUGAACCAGGGGAACAUGCCCGGCGUCCAGAGCACCUUCCUGGCCAUGGACACGGAGGAGGGCGUGGAGGUGGUGUGGAACGAGCUGCGCUUCAGCGACAGGAAGGCCUUCUCUGCCCACGAGGAGAAGAUCCAGACCAUGUUCGAGCAGCUGGUGCUGGUGGACCACCCCAACAUCGUGAAGCUGCACAAGUACUGGCUGGACGCCUGCGAGGCCCGCGCCAGGGUGGUCUUCAUCACGGAGUACGUGUCCUCGGGCAGCCUCAAGCAGUUCCUCAAGAAGACCAAGAAGAACCACAAGGCCAUGAACGCGCGGGUAUGGGGGCGGGGCGGGGCGGGGCGGGGGCGGCGGGGCGGGAACGGGCGGAGCCGGGCAGGGGGUGCGGUGGGGGCGCCCAGGCCCAGCCACCUCUCCCCGCCCUUCCCACCCACGGACGCGCCCCGCCGCCAGGCCUGGAAGCGCUGGUGCACGCAGAUCCUGUCGGCGCUCAGCUUCCUGCACGCCUGCAGCCCCCCCAUCAUCCACGGGAACCUGACGAGCGACACCAUCUUCAUCCAGCACAACGGCCUCAUCAAGAUCGGCUCCGUCUGGCACCGCAUCUUCUCCAACGCGCUGCCCGACGACCUGCGGAGCCCCAUCCGCGCGGAGCGGGAGGAGCUGCGGAACCUGCACUUCUUCCCGCCGGAGUACGGAGAGGUGGCCGACCGCACCGCCGUGGACAUCUUCUCCUUCGGGAUGUGCGCGCUGGAGAUGGCAGUGCUGGAGAUCCAGGCCAACGGGGACACGCGUGUCACCGAGGAGGCCAUCGCGCGGGCCCGGCACUCGCUGAGCGAUCCCAACAUGCGGGAGUUCAUCCUCUCCUGCCUGGCGCGGGACCCCGCCCACAGGCCCUCUGCCCACAACCUCCUCUUCCACCGUGUGCUCUUCGAGGUGCACUCGCUGAAGCUGCUGGCCGCUCACUGCUUCAUCCAGCACCAGUACCUCAUGCCUGAGAACGUGGUGGAGGAGAAGACCAAGUCGAUGGACAUGCACGCGGUGCUGGCGGAGAUCUGCCGGCCGGGCCGGCCCCCCGUGCAGUGGCGGUACUCCGAGGUCUCCUGCAUGGAGCUGGACAAGUUCCUGGAGGACGUCAGAAACGGGAUCUACCCCCUGAUGAACUUCGCGGCCACACGGCCCCUGGGGCUGCCCCGCGUGCUGGCCCCGCCCCCGGAGGAGGCCCAGAAGGCCAAGACCCCCACGCCGGAGCCCUUCGACUCGGAGACCAGAAAGGUGAUCCAGAUGCAGUGCAACCUGGAGAGGAGCGAGGACAAGGCCCGCUGGCAUCUCACGCUGCUGCUCGUGCUGGAGGACCGGCUGCACCGGCAGCUCACCUACGACCUGCUCCCAACGGACAGCGCCCAGGACCUCGCCACAGAGCUGGUGCACUAUGGCUUCCUGCACGAGGACGACCGGACCAAGCUGGCCGCCUUCCUGGAGAGCACCUUCCUCAAGUACCGCGGAGCCCAGUGACGGGCAUGGGGUGCCAGGCCUGUGCCAGGGCUGAGGACAGGCCUGCUCGAGGGCCCUGCUCCGCCAGCAGCUGCCGAGAGACCCUGGGCGUGGGGAGGGGGGUCGUGAUGAGGCCACGCCCAUUCCUAGAACCAGGAUUCUCUCAUCCCACCCGCCUCCCCGGCUUCCCAUUCCUUCCCAUGUCCCCCAUUUGCUGGCCAGAAGUCUCACCCCCACCUCCAAGCUGUGGGUCAGUGGCAAGGGUGCCCUUCAGGGGGUCACAGUGGUGGGGGCGCCACACACAGGCCCACACAGGAGCUCCCACCUCCACUCAGCGCCCAGCACCUGCAGCACCGGGCGGGGUGCAGGGCGUGGGGUGCUGAGAAGCAGCCGGGAGAGACACCCAGUUCCCACACCACGUGGUUCUCCGCCCCAUCCCGCGUCCGGCACAGACGCUCCGGAACCCUCUGAGGCUGUGCCCACAGCCCCCUCAGCCGACACUCUGGCCCCUGUAGCCCCAAAGGGCUCUUUCCUCUCCCACCGCCCUGGCCUGGAGGGGUCAGCCAGACUCCUCCCUGCUCCUCACUCCAAACUCACCCCCCACCUCCCCACCCGCCCUGCCCAUGACCACCCCCCCAUUGCCCUGGACUUACCUCUCCUGAGCCACCCCCCGUUUUCAGAUGUAAACCCGCCGACGUGUGAACUGCAUGCGUACACGUAGUGCAUUCAGGGUUCCUUUUAAGAUUUCAAAUGCCAAACCGAGGAAGCGCCCACCGGCCAGGUGCCUGUCGCUGCUACAGAAUCACCUGCCGCCGUGCCGCAGCCCAGCCCAGCUGUUACGCUCCUGUCUGUCGGGCGUCUGGCCCAGGCCUCGCCUGCCAGCCCACGUCUUCCCGGAGGUCCAGGGGAGAACCCGGUUCCUCUCCCCUCAGGUUGAGGUUUGGCUUGUGGGGCCAGGCAUGGCGCGGCGCUGGGCGCUGGGCAGGAAUUGGUGUCCUAGCAGCGGCCGGCCAGGCCCCGCGUUGGGCUGGCUGCAAACUGCAGGCCGUUCUCAGCUUCCAGAGGCUGCACCUGGCGGGCUCCUGGCCCCAGCCUCCACCUUCAAGGCC
This is a messenger RNA of Pipistrellus kuhlii (Kuhl's pipistrelle), 2842 nucleotides long. It is a transcript of the gene NRBP2, whose product is annotated as nuclear receptor binding protein 2. Gene Ontology annotation, biological process: endoplasmic reticulum to Golgi vesicle-mediated transport; intracellular signal transduction; protein phosphorylation. Gene Ontology annotation, cellular component: endomembrane system; cytoplasm. The transcript is spliced from 18 exons. The record is from RefSeq and is a predicted model, not a curated record. Gene Ontology annotation, molecular function: ATP binding; protein serine/threonine kinase activity. The coding region runs from base 123 to 1754 and encodes 543 amino acids. Lineage: Eukaryota; Metazoa; Chordata; Mammalia; Chiroptera; Vespertilionidae.